AUGUACUGUGAAAUCUGCAGAAGGCCUGUUUGUCAUCUUUGUAAACUGGGUGGAUGUCAUGCAAACCAUAGAGUAACAACCAUGAGAACUGCCUACAAAACCCUUAAGGAGAAGCUUUCAAAAGAUAUUGAGUACCUCAUCAGUAAGGAGAGCCAGGUGAAAGCUCACAUCACACAGCUGGAUCUGCUGCUGAAAGAAACAGAGUGCAACAGUGAACGAGCUAAAGAAGAAGCAUCUCAGAGCUUUGAGAAAUUAUCUCAUGUCCUAGAAGAGAAGAAGUCCGCAGCUCUUAGGGCAAUUGAAACUUCUAAGAAUUUAAGGCUGGAAAAAUUGCAAACGCAAGCAGAGGAAUAUCAAGGGCUCCUGGAAAAUAAUGGCCUUGUAGGAUAUGCUCAAGAGGUGCUUAAAGAAACUGAUCCAUCUUGUUUUGUUCAAACAGCAAAACAGCUUCAUGACAGAAUCCAAAAAGCUACUGAAUCUCUGAAGAGCUUCAGGCCAGCAGCUGAAACUACUUUUGAAGACUUUGUGGUGGACAUAGCUAAGCAAGAAGAGAUCCUUGGUGACUUGUCCUUCCAUUCCAAUGGUCUAGAAAUACCAGAAAUCAAUGAAGAGCAGAGCAGAAUGUACAACAAAGCUCUGAUCAGCUGGGAAUGCCCUGGGAAGACAGACUCAGCUGAUAUCUAUGUUCUUGAGUAUCAUAAGCUUAAUGGAGAAGAGGAGAGUGCGACGUGGCAGGAGAUCAAAGUUUGCAGCAAGAGCAAAGUAAUAUCUGAUCUUGAUGAUGACAGCUCCUAUGCCUUUAGAGUUCGAGGAUAUAAAGGGUCCAUCUGUAGCCCUUGGAGCCGAGAAGUUAUUUUGCGUACGCCUCCAGCUCCAGUUUUCAGUUUUCUUUUUGAUGACAAAUGUGGGUACAACAGUGAACAUCUCCUGCUGAACCCAGGAAGAACCUCUGUGGAAAGCAGGGCUGGAUUUCCUCUACUGCUGGGAUCUGAGCGCAUGCAGGUCGGAUGCUACACAACCCUGGAUUACAUCAUUGGCGACACCGGGAUUGCCAAAGGGAAGCACGUCUGGGCUUUUCGUGUGGAAGCCUAUUCAUACCUGGUGAAAGUGGGAGUUGUUUCUAGCAACCAGAUACAGAAAUUGUUCCAUAAUACCCAUGAUGUGACCAGCCCAAGGUACGAGCAAGACAGUGGUCAUGACAGUGGGAGUGAAGAUGCCUUCUUUGACUCACCACAGCCUUUCACACUGGUCACUUUAGGCAUGAAGAAGUUCUUUAUCCCCACAACACCUGCUGCCCCCAAGGAUCCAGCGAGCAGAAUCCUUCCCCUGCCAUCGUGCUUGGGCAUCUGCCUCGACUGUGACAAAGGCAAGGUGGGGUUCUACGACGCAGGCCGUAUGAAAUGCCUUUAUGAGUGCGAGGUGGACUGCUCUGGCAUAAUGUACCCAGCAUUUGCCUUAAUGGGUGGUGCAGCAGUUCAUCUUGAGGAACCUGUCACAGCAAAGUACGGGGAGUACCACGACGACAUCUAG
This is a messenger RNA of Gavia stellata (red-throated loon), 1530 nucleotides long. Its product is annotated as E3 ubiquitin-protein ligase TRIM36-like. Lineage: Eukaryota; Metazoa; Chordata; Aves; Gaviiformes; Gaviidae. Bases 1 to 1530 code for a protein of 509 amino acids. The record is from RefSeq and is a predicted model, not a curated record. Gene Ontology annotation, molecular function: protein binding; zinc ion binding. The transcript has 7 exons.